Messenger RNA from Zingiber officinale, 868 nucleotides. RefSeq names its product binding partner of ACD11 1-like. The transcript has 5 exons. Gene Ontology annotation, molecular function: RNA binding. NCBI's taxonomy places the organism in Eukaryota, Viridiplantae, Streptophyta, Magnoliopsida, Zingiberales, Zingiberaceae. The record is from RefSeq and is a predicted model, not a curated record. The coding region runs from base 20 to 868 and encodes 282 amino acids.
GAAGCAGGAUAACUUGACGAUGGGAGGGGAUCAACAAUCAAGGACGACACCAAGUUGGACAAUUGAUGUUCCAGAUGUAAGAACAGUGAAAGUUAGCAGCCUUCCCUUGGCUGCGUCUGUGAGUGAUAUUGAAAAAUUCUUCUCCUUCUCGGGGCAUAUUGUAUAUGUUGAAAUGCGAAGUGAAUCAGAAAUGACUCAGGUUGCUUAUGUCACUUUCAACGACGCUCAGGCAGUGGAUACUGCAUUGCUUCUUUCUGGAUCGAUGAUCAUUGACGAUCACGUUGUCACUGUUACUCCAGUUGAGAAUUACCAGUUGCCUCCUGAAGCUACAAACUUUCAAGAGAAGUCAUUGCCAGUUGAUGGAUCCAUCAGGAAGACAGAGGAAGUGGUGAGCACCAUGCUAGCCAAGGGCUAUGUUCUUGGCAAGGAUGCACUGCAAAGAGCUAGAUCCUUCGACGAACGACACCAAUUACUCUCAUCCACCAUUACCUCACUCGACCAAAGGAUUGGACUGAGCGAGAAGAUCAGCAGCAGCACAGCUGCAGUCAGUGGGAAGUUGAGGGAGGUGGAUGAACAACUGCAAGUAUCCGAGAUCGCAAGGUCCGCCCUUGCAGCGACUGAGCAAACCAUCAUGAGCAUUCCCUAUGUGUCGACCGGUGCAUCGUGGGUCACAAGUGCAUUCGGCAGAGUGCUGAAGGCGGCUGAGGAUGUUAGUGUGAUGACAAAGGAGAAGGUAGAGAUGGCAGAAUUCAUGCAGAGGCAAGAGAUGGUGGAUGAGUUUGCUAAGCUCUAUCUAGAUGACUCCUCACCGAGAGUAAUUGUGGGGGCUGCUCCCUCUAGUUCUUCAAUGGAUGAUAGGAAACUAUGA